GGUCAGGACUGCUUUCACAGGAUGUCAUUUGUAUUCCUUGAACACUUUAUGAUAAACAUUGAGAGCCGAGCGUGAUUCUUUACCCUGUCCAAGUCACUUGUUCUGAUGGGUAAAUGACUACUCAGUGGAGAAUGACGCGGUGUACAAGAACUCAAAUGUUUUUGGUCCUAGCUGCCUUUCUUUAUGUUGCCGUAUAUCCAGAAGAAAAUCAUUCGUGUCCAGUAAGAGUGGGAUAUCCAAGGGCGAUGUUCAAUUGUUCUACUGGAGACCGUCUGACAUUGAAUUGUACUGUCGUGUAUUGUAAAGGUAUCGAAUUGACUGUACACUGGUGUAAAAUUCACUCAAAUAGCUGUCAGUCAGUCAAUAAAAUAACACAACAUCAGUUAACGGAUACCAAUGCUACAGAGCAACAAAUGCUUGUAGUUUACACAAUCUCUUCCAUCAACUUGACUGACAAUGGCACCUACCGAUGUGAAGCUCAACAAAAUGCUAUAACAGCAAAGGGACACUCCAUCAAUUUGAAUGUGUUUGAACCAAAAAAGCAGAAUCUCACAAUCAAUGUCACUGUAACUGCCACAAACUCUACGAUGAAGGGACACAAUCCUCUCGGUACCCCGAUUUGGAUCUUUUACAGCAUUAUCGUCAUGGGAAUUUUGGGCACAGUCCUCUUUCUUGUCCUGUUCACAUAUUUCUGCAUCAAAAACUUUCAUGAAUCUCAAGAAACUAAAGAACCUACUGACAAGUGUGAAAGAAGUGAAUGUCAUGCUAUGACUGAAGCUAAUGGCAAAUCUACAAUCUAUGAAAACACAAAUGAAUGUUCUGAAGGCAUUGGCCCUGCAUUUCCAAACUCCUUAACUGUUGAUAAUUGCAAUUCUCCUGAAAAUCACAGAAAUGAUGCUGGCUGCUCCAACACUGAUUCAGACUGUACAAUUAUUUAUGCUUCAUUGAACACGUCUAUGUUAUGCAGAAAGUCAUCUAUCACUGCCUCUAAUGAAGAGGAUACAGAAUAUGCUGCCAUAAAUAUUAAAAAUUAAACAAUGCUUCUUUUUUGUAAGAAGGAUGACACCAAAGGUGAAGGACGGCUCUUUUUCUGUUAUUGUUUUUAAGACUUACGCUGGACCUGGGCAUCCUAACUCUCUUUACAGGUGCUUUGCUCCAUGUACUAUCUUCAAAAUAAUCUGACUAAUUUUGAGAUGUUCCGGAUUUACAAAGAAUGUGCCCCUUUACAAUUCACUUAACGAGCCUAUUGUCAAUGAGCAGGAGCAACCAUGAAGAGUGCAAAUGUCACCUUACUCUCAUUCCAUCUAAUCCUACCAUUGAACCAGAGAAGGACAUUUUACUGCACUGGUUUUGGAUACUUGACACAGGAGACUCAUUUUCAAAGCACAGGACACUGCUUUCAAAGGAACAAUGGCUUGUGUCAAGAGGCUAUUUGUAUAUUUUAAGUUUUUAUAACUAAAUUAGACAAUGAAUGGAACUUAACGUGAUUUUGAUUGUUUUUGUAAAAUGUUUGUCACAUGAAGAAUGAUUUACAGAUA
Molecule: messenger RNA, 1538 nt
Organism: Hemiscyllium ocellatum (epaulette shark)
Lineage: Eukaryota; Metazoa; Chordata; Chondrichthyes; Orectolobiformes; Hemiscylliidae
Product: B- and T-lymphocyte attenuator
Exons: 6
Coding region: 114-1034 (306 amino acids)
Biological process (GO): immune response-regulating cell surface receptor signaling pathway
Cellular component (GO): plasma membrane
Molecular function (GO): signaling receptor activity
Source: RefSeq, a predicted model, not a curated record